Messenger RNA from Prunus armeniaca (apricot), 1515 nucleotides. Lineage: Eukaryota; Viridiplantae; Streptophyta; Magnoliopsida; Rosales; Rosaceae. The record is from the annotation of a GenBank genome assembly.
AUGGCACGUGCGUCUGGAGGUCGGGGUUAUGUUGCCCCAUUGUGGCCUGGAGGUCAUGGACUCAUGGGUUUCAAACGAGAAACAGUGUCUCCGCAAGCUUUGGUAGGCUGCGUGCAUUUGACCCCCAUCAGACCCUGCAAUGGCAGUACCUUGGUGCAGUGUGCUGCACAUUUUGUGCAGGUUUUAGUAUUCUGUGGUGGCAUCUUAACUUCAAAAAUGCCUAAGGUUAGAAGAGCUAGUUCCUUGUCUCUUGAUCGAUCUAGGGCUUCUCCUUAUCCUUGCACCUCUGAUGAUUCUGAGCCAUACAACCUGAAAAAUCCCUUGGAAAGCAAGGAGAAUGUAAAAGAGUGGGAAGAAGCUAGGUGCCCCAUCUGCAUUGAACACCCACACAAUGCUGUUCUUUUAAAGUGUUCCUCUCAUGAGAAAGGCUGCAGGCCUUUCAUGUGCAAUACAAGCUACCGGCACUCAAAUUGCCUUGACCAGUUUUGUAAGUCAUCUCUGCCUUGCUGCUCUACCCCAAUGUUGCAAGAACUUCCUCUCACAAUCACAACCUCUCACAGUGCUAACGAGGAACAGUCGUCGCUUGGGCAAACCAGCCCCUGUGGGAGUCAAUUGGAACCAAAGCCAGUUUGCCCUCUUUGUCGGGGAGAAAUCUAUGGAUAUGUUGUUGUUGAGGCUGCUCGUCACUACAUGAAUUGUAAAGUGAGGAAUUGCUCUUCUGAGACAUGUGACUUUAACGGGACUUAUUCAGAACUGAGGAAGCAUGCCAGGUCUCAACACCCUUCUGUCCGGCCAUCAGAGGUGGAUCCAAAUCGACAUAGCGAUUGGGUAAGGUUGGAGCGUGAAAGGGACUUGGAAGAUGUCCUUAGCUUGGUCCAACAAGGACCUGCAGAAGAUAUUGUUGAUGAGGAAUCCGGAGAGUUCAGUUCCUGGAUGACUAACCUUUUCUCUGCUAUGUUUCGUUCUCUUGAGGUCAUGCUGGUUACUCGUUUGAUGGAUUCUUCUAGUGGCUCUUCAAGUGGCAGAGAGCAGACACAUAACCGCAGAUCAGGAAGAAUGCCCAGGGCUCAUUAUGACAAUGAUUCCAUUUCUGUGACAAGACGGAGCAACAUUUUAUCAGAUAGUACAUCUCGUCCCAGAGGUCUGCGUUGGCGAGCACCCAAUAAUGAUGUGGAGAUUAGUCGUGCUCCUAGAUGGAGCCAAAAUUCCUUGUCAGGUGAGAGUGGUCAUGCUUCUAGAUGGAGCAAUAAUUUCAUAUCAGAGCCUAAUAGCCGUGCUCCUAGAUGGAGCAACAACUCUUUAUCAGACGAGACUAACCGGGCCCGUAGAUGGGGCAACAACUCCUUAUCAGAGGAGACCAGCCGUGCCCCUGGUUGGGGCAACAACUCCUUACCAGAGGAGGCUAGCCGUGCCCCCCCUAGAUGGAGCAAUACUUCUGUACCUGAAAAUGCACCCCGUCCCAGGGGGCUGCGAUGGCGAAAUCAAAGAUGGCCAACUUACAACAACAGGCGGUGA